Molecule: messenger RNA, 1023 nt
Organism: Dissoconium aciculare CBS 342.82
Lineage: Eukaryota; Fungi; Ascomycota; Dothideomycetes; Mycosphaerellales; Dissoconiaceae
Product: Rad1-domain-containing protein
Exons: 1
Coding region: 1-1023 (340 amino acids)
Biological process (GO): DNA damage checkpoint signaling; DNA repair
Cellular component (GO): checkpoint clamp complex
Source: RefSeq, a predicted model, not a curated record
AUGGCGACCAACACACCCCUAUUCAGUGCGGUCUCCUCCUCUGCACGGCAAAUUCUUAUGCUGCUCCGAUGCAUCGCAUUUGCAAAGAAAGCGCACGUCCGGUUGUCAUCGGACGGCCUACGCUUCAGCACCGAGGAGGGCAGUGUCAUGGAAGCUUUCGUCUUCCUUGAUAAGGCUUUGUUCUCUUCCUAUUCGUUCAAUCCACCUGUCUCCACAACGGCUGAAGGCGAAAGCCUGGAACCUCCAGCUUUCGAGAUCAACUUAAACUCGCUCCUCGAGACGUUCUACAUAUUCAGUUUAUCCGAUCCGGCCGCAAAUAAACGUUCAGGCGAAUACGACGCGUUCGCAGCACACCGGCUGAAUCGACACGCGGGCGUCGGAUCAUUUGCCAACCAGCCAUUGGGCGUGAUGGGAGUAUGCACUCUCAGCUACGAUGGCGAAGGAAGUCCGUUGAGCAUUCACAUGUCAGAAGCCGGCGUCACAACAACUUGCGAGCUGACCACGUACGAUGCCGAGGUUUCCGAAGCGAUCCCAUUCGAUCGUGAGCACCUCGCACUGAAGACCAUCAUGCGGUCCAACUUUCUGCUGGAAGCCGUGAACGAGUUGAGCUUCAUGAGCCCAGCGGACAUAUCGAUCACCGCCUCCACCACGGCCCGCAGCGGUGCCCAUCUGUCGCUAAGCGGGACUGGGCAUCUCGGGUCUGCGACGGUCGACUUUGCAAAUGACGUACAGAUGGAGACGCCCAUACUCGAAACAUUUCAGUGUCCUGCACGCACAGCAGCCAGCUUCAAGUUUAGUCUGAUCAAGCACGCGCAGCGGGCCAUGGCAUCCGGGGCGAAAGUGUCUUUACGGCUAGACGAGGACGGCGUGUUGAGUCUACAGUUUCUUGUUGAGAUUGAAACCAAUGGCGCCGGCGACGGCGUGGCCUUUGUGGACUUUCGGAUCGUACCGCUGGUAGAUGGUGAAGGCGAUGGCGACGCAGGUGCUGAUGGUAGCUACAGCAGUGAGGGCACCAAUCAGUGA